CUUGUUUCCAUUUGCUCCCUUCUCGAAGUAUCCGAAAGUCAUUAUGAAUUUUUGUGAAAUCAAUAAAAUGAAAUAAAAACAGAUGAAGGCAGAAGUUGUGUUUGCCAGCCUUUACAUAGGCUACAUGUUGAACAUCUUUGCCAAAAGGUGUGUGACGUUUGCCUUGCCGGACAUUAUCAAGUCAGAAGGUUUCAGCAAAGAUGACCUUGGAAUGAUCCUGAGUGGUCAGAUGUUGGCAUAUGCCAUAGGAAAGUUUGUCGCCGGUCUGCUGAUUGACAGUGUUAGCCCAGCGCUUGUUUUAUCGCUGGGCUAUAUCUGUUCUGGUGUCACUGUACUGUUGUUUGCAAGUGUCCCAAAGUCGAUGUGGUUGUAUGCGCUGCUAUGGAUACUGAAUGGUUUUGCGACCAGCCCUGCCUGGCCUUCUUCAGCUGUUAUUAUGAAGAAGUGGUUCAGUCCGGAGCAGUUUGGUACCGCCUGGAGCCUUCUGUCCACCUCUAUUAACAUGGCAGGCACUCUUGGACCCCUGCUCACAGCUUUCCUGGCCACGUACUCGGGCUGGAGGUCCAGUCUAUUGCUGCCAGGCUCGUUGUUGCUAGGAUUUGGCUUUCUUACGCUAAUCUUCAUGAAGAAUGCUCCUGAAGGAAGCAGCCAUGAACAUCUGGACAAGGGCAAGCCAAGUGAGAACAGCAAGACUAAAGAAGCUUCAGAUACCAUGUCAAAACGAGAUUUGUUUUGGUUGCCUGGUUACCGCGGCAUCUGUUUCACAUAUCUAAUCAUCAGCACUGUGCAAUUUGGGACCAUGCAAUGGGGCCCUGUCUACCUAGUUCAGGAUCUUGGUCAUUCCAUCAUAGUUGGUAAUAGUUUCAUCAGCAGCCUUGAGAUUGGCGGCAUUUGUGGAUCAGUGAUCGCUGGUUAUAGCUCAGAUCAUUUCCUUACCAAGUGGAAAAGCAGGAAAUUGGCCAGCAGGUUUUCUCGCCAGUAUGUUAUUGGAUUGUUUGCCCUUGGACUCGCCAUAUUUUUGAAUCUUCUAAAAACCUGUGUAACAAGUUCCUCAUCAAUGAUAUGGAUAAACAUCAUUGGGUUUGGCAUUGGAAUGACACUUUACGGCCCAAUAUCAGUGUUAGGGUUAGCAGCCAUGGAAUGUGCGCCGGAGAAAAUGGCAGGAACUGCACAUGCUGUCGUCUGCUUGUUUUCAAAUUUUGGUCAGACAAUAUCGGGGUAUCCACUGAGUCUCUUACUGACAUGGAUCAGCUGGCAAAGUGCCUGCAUGAUACAGAUGAUCUUUGUCAUCCAAGUGGCUGUUUAUCUUCUAGUCAACACAACGUAUAGCUUCAAACAAGCUUCCAGUUCACCCAAAAGUGAUUGAUAUUAGUGUUUCACAAAGCUUCAUCAUUUCCUACGUAUUACUUUCAUUUUCUGACAGAAUAAUUGAUAAUGUGUAUACAAAUAGUUUUAAGUUUAAUCAUAAAAAUCACAUGCUAUACACCACAAACUAGAAACAGGUUGUAUGUUAUGUGAACACUAUUUUAAACGUUUGUGUAUUUUUUUAAAUUCACCAUUUUAAACGUUUGUGUAUUUUUUUAAAUUCACCUCAGCACAACCUGCUCAUGGUCAGCGUUUCUGAUCGCGUGUUGUCAGUCGUUUGUUUUCCAUCAUAUGUCGUCAGUAUUUGCCUUUUUAACACUAACAUAUUAAUUGUACAAUCUACAUGAAACUUUGUGAAAAGAUUUGCCCCUAUGAUAUCUUGGCCGUGGCAAAAACAGGGUCAUGUGGGGAAAAAACUAAGUCACUAGGUUAAAUUAAAAAAUAAGCUUGUUAACACCCUAGACGUCAUAAGUAUAGUCAUCUUCAUGUAACUGGAUCAGAAAAUUGGUUUUUAUGAUAUCUCUGGAGAGUUUAGCAAUGGUUUCUGUUUACUGAAAUACAUGGCUUCCAGGGGCGGGCAGUUUUUCUUAUAUGGCUAUAGUGAAACCUUGUUAACACUAUAUACGUCAUUUAUUUGUCCAAUCUACAUGGAACUUUUUCAGAACAUUUAAUGGUGCUUUAAUGGUGUCUCAACCGAGUUCCAAAAUGGUUGUGGUCCAUUAAAAAAUUCCUUGCUUUAGUUGCUUGCAGGGUGGUGGUGCAGUUUUCCUUAAAUUGAUAUUUAAUUUCCUUAAAUUAAAGUUAUACCCUCUAGAAGUCACACUUUUAGUCAAAUCAUCAUCAAACUUGGUCAGAACAUUUUUUCUAAUGAUAUGAUGGCAGAGUUUGAAAAUUGUUCCAGUUUGUUUAUAAAUAUGACUGCCUAGAUAUGGGGCAUUUGUCCUUAACUGGUUCUAUUUAAAACUUGUUGUCCCCUACCGGAUUCACCGGAGGGGACUUAUGGUUUUCGCUCUGUGUGUCGGUCUGUCCGUCAGACCAUCGGUCUGUCAGUCUGUCACACUUUUCUGGAUUCUGCGAUAACUUUUAAAGUUCUUCAUAUUUUUUCAUGAAACUUGUACAUGUACAGAUGGCAAUAUGGAGAUUAUGCACAUCAUUUCAUUUUGUUCCUAAGUCAAGAAUUCUGGUUGCUAUGGCAACAAAUAGAUUAGAAAUACUGCUGAAAAUGGUGGAUCCUGCACACUUUUCUGGAUCCUGCGAUAACUUUUUAAAAGUUCUUAAUAUUUUUUCAUGAAACUUGCAACAUGGAUAGAUGGCAAUAUGGACAGCAUGCACCUCAUUUUAUUUUGUUCUUACGUAAAAAAUUGUGGUUGCUAUGGCAACCAUAAAAAAUUAUAUAUAUAUUUCUGAAAAUGAUGGAAUUUCUGAAAAUGGUGGAGCUGGUAGGGGACCAUAUUGCUUGACAAUAGCAUUGUUUUCUCUCAAGGAGUCACAUUUAUUGUCCAAUCUUCAUAAAACUAAGUUAGACCACUUGUUUCUCUUGUUCCUUGGCUCAGUUUGAAAACGGUCCCAGUCCAUAAAAAUAACAUGGCCGCUAGUAGGUGCUGCAGUUUUCAUGAUGUCUUUUGUAUCACCAACCCAUACCAAACAAUCUUACUCGACAGGGGGUCCGAUAUAUUUUAAAAUUUGCCAGACCACACCAGAUUUUUCAGGACCUCAUUCUUCUUUUACCAAACAAUAGAAAAAACGUUGUUAAAUGUUUAACACUUCUUAAUACAAUAAAAUAACAACACAAUUCAAUCCUGUUAUAUUAAAACAUAUGGUUAAACUUUCAGUUAAAAGUGAAGUAAACCGCUUUGAUUUUUUGUAUUCAUUAUAGGUCAUUAUUUACUUAUUUACUUUUGCUUUAUUUUUAAAUUCCCUUCACUUGGAGUUUAAAUUGUUACGUCUCCAGCAAAAAAGCCAGUUCCACUGUUGUUAAAAUCCUCUUAAAUAUAAAGUUUAAUAAUCUAUAUAUAGGAUCCUGCAUGAGUGGUCGUUUUGUAUAUAAUUUAUUAAACAAGUCAUCUAAAUAAAGAUAAAAAAGAGGCUUGCCGAGUUUUUAUCUUUAUUUAGAUGAAGAGUUUAAUGAAUUCAAUACAAAAUGACCACGAAUCUAAGACUCUAUUUAUAACAUGACCAACUAAUUUUCUUUUUAUUUUAUGCUCUUUUCACCGAUUUUUCACAUUGUAAAAGAGUUUAACUGAAGAAAUUCGCUGGAAUAAUGAUGUCAUUUCGUAAAAAAAAUAUACAUCAUUUCACAGUUAUAUAACUAACACUAAUAAUUUUACCCCUGUGACCUUGACCUUGAACUUAGGGUCCGCGUUGAGGUUUCGAAAACUGCGUUUAGGUUUCGAAAAAUGCUCAUAACUUCUAUGUCCCUUGAGAUAUAACCUUCAUAUUUGGUAUGCAUGUGUAUAUAGACCGUGACCUUGAACUUGGGGUCCGCGUUAAGGUUUUGAAAUCUGCGUUUAGAUUUUGAAAAAUGCUCAUAACUUCUAUCAAAGCGUUUAUAGGGGGCAUAUGUCAUCAUAUGGUGACAACUCUUGUUUGUUAUAUUGUUUUAUUGAUACCUUGUUUAUAGUCUAGAAGUUACAUUUGAAGCUCUGUCAUCAUAAAACAUGCUCAGAAAAUGUGUUAAAAUGAUAUCUUUGCUGGUUCCAGUCUGUUUAAAAUCAUGGCGCCCAGCGGUUGUGGCAAUUUUCCUUAUAUGGCUAUAUUGAAACAAAGUUUCUAAUGAAGUCUUAAUUUGUUCCAACCUUUUUGAAAAUUGCUCAUAAUGUUUAUUCUUAUGAUACAGGUUAUGGAUUAACAUGACCACAACUCCAAAUUUCUCAUUUUAUAGAAUUACUUAAAUAAUAAUUGCCAUUAAUUAAGAUUACUUUUUGAGCCCUAAUCAAUAGUUGUUAACUUAGUGAAACAACAAAAACUGUUUCAUAUCAAUCUUAUUUGACAUUUGGUCUAAUAUAAAUGGUGUGUUAUUGGAAUCUUUCUAUUUGAUCUAUGAAUAAAUCACAAGUGACCUUUGGAGCUUUUUAUAGAAAACCUCUUUUGCUUGGAGAGACAAGGAGCUACUGGCUAAUUGAGUAACCUCUAAAAAAUAUAAGUUUAAAUAUCUCCUAUAAUAAUUUGUGUUUGAAAUAUUUAAUUACCAUUAUUUGUAUGCUCCCCGAAAUAAAAUUUCAGCGGAGCAUAUACAUGUAGUUUCCAGUUUGUCCUUCCGUACUAACGUAUGUCACACUUUUGUUACAGUUUCUCAUAGCGCCUUCACUAUUUUACCGAUCUCUUACAUAUUAUUUGGCAUGUAGGUACCUUGCAUGGACCUCUACCUUUUGAUGAGGUUUGAGGUCACUGAGUUCAAGGUCAAGGUUACCAAGGCUAAUAAUAAUAGAUUUUCCGUCACACUUUUGUUACAGUUUCUCAUAGCGCCUUCAAUACUUUACCGAUCUCUUUCAUAUUUGACAUGUAGGUACCAUGCAUGGACCUCUACCUUUUGAUGACGUUUGAUGGCACUGGGGUCAAGGUCACCGAGGCAAAUAAUAGAUUUUCCGUCACACUUUUGUUACAGUUUCUCAUAGCGCCUUUAAUACUUUACCGAUCUAUUUCAUAUUUGACAUGGUGGUACCUUGCAUGGACCUCUACCUUUUGAUGAGGUUUGAGGUCACUGGUUUCAAGGUCAAGGUGACUGAGGCUAAUAAUAGAUUUCCGUCACACUUUUUUACAGUUUCUCAUAGCGCCUUCAAUACUUUACUGAUCUCUUUCAUAUUUGGCAUGUAGGUACCUUGCAUAGACCUCUACCUUUUGAUUAGGUUUGAGGUUACUGGGGUCAAGGUGAAGGUCACCGAGGCUAAUAAUAGAUUUCUUUAGGUGGUUAUUAACACAUAGAUUGACAAAGCGCAUCAUCGGGGAGCAUCCGUCAGUUUCACUGAUAUUCUUGUUCCACAACAAUUUGCAUAAAAAUGAAUUAUUUCUAUUCAAAAACUAUUGUUAAUCUUUUGGAGUCAACCGUCUUAGUCUCGUCAGGUCAAAGGUGAGCGCCCAUGUACCGCUCGUUUUUGUAUGUGGUUAUUGUGGAUGUAAAUAUACAUGUGAAUGCUUUUAGUUUUAGUCGUGGUGUGUUUUUCUCUCUUUAUAUUUGACUAUUAAUUGAAUAAACAUUUAUGAUA
Molecule: messenger RNA, 5567 nt
Organism: Dreissena polymorpha
Lineage: Eukaryota; Metazoa; Mollusca; Bivalvia; Myida; Dreissenidae
Product: glucose-6-phosphate exchanger SLC37A4-like
Exons: 11
Coding region: 83-1366 (427 amino acids)
Biological process (GO): glucose-6-phosphate transport; phosphate ion transmembrane transport
Cellular component (GO): endoplasmic reticulum membrane
Molecular function (GO): glucose 6-phosphate:phosphate antiporter activity
Source: RefSeq, a predicted model, not a curated record